Messenger RNA from Chenopodium quinoa (quinoa), 2654 nucleotides. Its product is annotated as myosin-9-like. The coding region runs from base 399 to 2303 and encodes 634 amino acids. The transcript has 18 exons. The record is from RefSeq and is a predicted model, not a curated record. NCBI's taxonomy places the organism in Eukaryota, Viridiplantae, Streptophyta, Magnoliopsida, Caryophyllales, Amaranthaceae.
UGUAGCCGUAGUUUGUGAAUAUUGAGAAUACAAGUGAAAGAAGCAAGCACGAAGAACCGGACAAAAUUGUAAACUUUACAGGCUUGACAACUUCUUCCCUUCUCCAAACAAUGGAAGCUGCACGUUAAAUCGUGCAGAAGUCGAACCCAGUCAAUCCCUCUUCCACAAAAUCUCUUUUCAAUUUCACUUUUCAUUUUUCAUUUUUCAUUUUUCAUUUUUUUCCUCUCUUCGACAAACUAUCAUCAUCUUCGUCGUCUUCCUUCCAACAACAACUACUGGAUUUAUCUACACAGAAAGAAUUUGAUUGGUUUAAGCAAACUGCCCACUUCUAAUUGCCAAUUACGCGUUGUUCCUCACCGAUUUCUGCUACCUAGGGUUUUUUUUCGUCGUUUUCAGAUAUGGAUGAAAAUUUGGGUGACAAGGAGUCGUUAAAUGCUCGAAUUCAGCAGCUGGAACAUGAGAAAGAUGAGCUGCAGAAAGACAUUGAGCAAUUGUGCAUGCAACAAGCGGGUCCCAGUUAUAUUACUUUUGCCACUCAGAUGUAUUGUCGAAGGACUGCUGGCUUGGAACAGGAAGUUGAGAAUUUAAAGAAGAAGCUGACUAAUAGUAUCAAAGAGAAUUCAAAUAUCAAGGAAGAGCUUUCUGAGGCUCAGAGAAUAAAAACAUAUAUAGAUCAACUCCACAAAUCGGAGGUUGCAAAGAACUCGGAAUUAGCUAAGCAGCUUGAAUACAUGCGUGGAAUGCUUACUAAUGCCUUCACUGAUCGUGAUCAUGCAAUACUGGAGGCUGAGAAGGCUAAAGAAAAUGAAGAUAUGAUGUCUCAGAAAAUGAAUGAUGCCGAGAAAAGGUUACAAGAAGUAACUGUAAAAUUUGCUGAUACACAAGAGCAACUAUCGAGUAUGAAGAGGAAGGUUGCAAAACAAGAUCAGGAGAUGGAAAUUUUUAGAGAGAUCAUUAAUAAGUUCUACAAGAUCAGGCAGCAAGCUUGUAGAGGUAACGGGGAUGAUGAUAAUGGGUGUGAUGAUCAAUGUGAUGAUGUUUGUUGGGAUGACAAGUGCGCAUGCUUAUAUAACGAUUCCUCAGAAUCAUGGAGCUUCAAUAUUUAUAAGGAAGCUUCCGUUGCUAACUAUGUGGCUGCUUUGCAGGAAGAGGUGGAGACCUUAAGAAGUGAUCUUCAAAACAAAAUGCAAAUGGGGUGGGAAAUUGAAAAGCACUUGAAGAGUAAGAUUACUGAAUUGGAGCAUAAAAGGAUUCUGUCAGACAGACUUAUUGUUGAAGGAAUAUCAUCAAUUCGUGAAUAUAAUUCUCAACAAAAGACCUACAUCAUGAAACUGCUUGAUGAUGAAAAAUCUUAUAUAAAAUCAGUUGUCAGCAGCAUUCAGGAAAAGAUUGAGGAGUUUCCUAAACACACGCAUUCUGCUGAGGUAACUGAUUUUUCCACACUGAAUGUUUCUCGGAUGGUCGAUUCUUCAGAAGCUCUGUCACAGGCGUUGCAAGAAAAAGUUUCAACUUUAUUACUUUUAUCACAGCAAGAAGAAAGACAUCUUUUUGAGAAAAAUGUCCAAGGUGCACUGCAAGAAACUAUGGAUGAGCUUCAAAGGACUCUACAACUAGCUACUCAAGAGAAGGUGAGAGCCCUCUUGGAACUGGCAGAGGUGAAAAAGGAAUAUCAACUGUUACUAGAGAAAACCACUGAAGAAGGAAACCUUCUUACUAGACCUGGUGAUGGAAAAAUAAUUGCUCACGGAAGAGAUGGGAGACUUAAAAAUUUAUUCAAGAGAACUUCUUUGAAACGCUGGCUUGGUACAGAAGAAAAUCCUCCUGUUGUGACUCACCCUAACUUGGAACCUGAAGCAUCUUUAAACAGAGGCUCUUAUCACAACAUGAAUGAUGCAAGGCUGCGGAUCGAGAUUGCAACCCUUAAGGAAAGCAUGCAAAACUUGGAGCGAUUGACAUUCGACAUUCGUAAACUUCGAGUCUCUCUCAUACAGGCCAAACAUGCACGUUCAUCUAAAAGUGCUGCUUCUAGCACAACAGAAAUCUUGGAUGAAAUCAUUAGGGAAGCUGAAAUGGUAAAGCUUGCGCUUAGCGCUGCCUUGCCUCUUAGCUGGUCUGGGGAGGGAGAUGUAGCAUCAUCUAGUGAUAUGAAUGUCGAUGAGGAUUCAAAUUAUGGCAACCCCAACACUGAGAAAAUGGAUUCAGUUUCUGCAGCAGGCAUUGAAAUGGUAGAGCUUCUUAUUUUAGCAGCUCAGAUGAUGAAAAAGAGGGAGAAAAAGGUCAGAAGGGAGCACAAAUUGCAAUAAAUAAAAAAAAAAAAAAAAAAAAAAAAAAAAAAGGCAUCAUAUCCAAGAACUCAGACAAAUUCAAGUAAUCAAUUUUUAUGCUGAUGCUGUUGAUCAAUUUUUAGUAGCAAAUUUUGUCCAUUUUGUGAAAUAGUAGGUUUUUUUUGUGUAAAUUUAUCCGGUAGAUUAUGAGUGUAAUUUGAGUAUGAGUAGUAUAUAGUAUUUCCUUCUCAGCGGAUCCUCUUCAAGUAUGUGUCUGAUGUAAAUUUUCAAGCAUUAACCGGGAAGAGAACAUAAAAAGAAAGAAAGAAUGUCCUACAACUUAAUGUUUGAUGAAGUACUGUAUCUAUUCCAAAUUACUUUGAUGAUGCA